AUGACAAUCAAUCAUGUUUUCGUUUGGGGCACCUCGGCCAACUUUGUAGCCCUGCGGUCUUUCUAUCAAACUAUUCUACAACCGCUACACUAUAGCGAGAUGCUCCGAGGUAGUGACCAACUUGUCGGAUAUGGUAGUGACUAUCCUUAUUUCUGGCUUAAGCAAUUGCCUGAGGGCAAGACAACAAUGCCAACCCAUAUUGCGUUCGAUGCACCAAAUCGCGAAGCUGUCGACAAGUUCUAUGAAGUUGGUCUACAGAAUGGAGGGCGCGGCAAUGGUGCUCCAGGGAUUAGGAAGGAGAUGAGUCGACAGCCGUACUAUGCAGCUUUCUUAUUGGAUGUGGAUGGGAAUAAUAUCGAAGCCGUGUAUGUUCUGAAGUGA
Molecule: messenger RNA, 381 nt
Organism: Penicillium taxi
Lineage: Eukaryota; Fungi; Ascomycota; Eurotiomycetes; Eurotiales; Aspergillaceae
Product: VOC family protein
Exons: 3
Coding region: 1-381 (126 amino acids)
Source: RefSeq, a predicted model, not a curated record